Molecule: messenger RNA, 2451 nt
Organism: Condylostylus longicornis
Lineage: Eukaryota; Metazoa; Arthropoda; Insecta; Diptera; Dolichopodidae
Product: probable serine/threonine-protein kinase DDB_G0282963
Exons: 2
Coding region: 289-1773 (494 amino acids)
Source: RefSeq, a predicted model, not a curated record
UAUUAAUAAAACAAAAAAUACAAUUAUAAUUAAAUUAAAAAUAAAAUUAUAAUAAAAAUUGUAUCUAAAUAAUAAAAAGGAUAUGGGAAGAAAUUAAGCGGAAGAGAAAAAGAAAAGCAAAACAAAGAAAAAAUCAUUUAAUAUUAAAAUUAAUUUUCAUUUUUUUUUUUUCUUUUGUGUAUAAUUUUUUAAAUAGUGUGUGUACGUACGGUAAUUUAAUUUAAUGAGACUUUAAUAAAAAUAUAUAUUAAUUAUAUUUGUUAUAAUUAUUUGUUUGUAAUAUAACAAAUGGGAGUUUGUAAUAAUGGUAAUAACUAUAAUAGCGCUGCUAUUAUGGUUGAAGAACCAAAAGAUUUUGAAUCAGCUAUAACAAUAAUUGAAGAAUUAAGAGCAAAAUGUCGUUAUCAAACGGAACAUAUCAUAAAAUGGAAGAAAGCAUAUGCAAUGCAGAUUCAACAACAUUAUCGUUAUCAAAAACAAAAAACGGAUCAAAUGAAUGCUCUAACAAGUCAAUUACUUUUAUUGGAAUCUCGUUUGAAACGAAAACAAAAACAAAUAGCUAGUAUUAUAUGUCAACGUGAAUUAACAAUAUUACGUCAACAAAAACUAAUUGAUGCCCUAUCAUCUAGACUUGUUGAUCAUGGCCUAGAAACAAUUGAUCCUGGUUAUACUGAUUUUGAUUCAUUAAAUGAUUCAGAUUCAGCUGUUGUAUUAGAAGAUAUCGAUUCUGAUUGUUAUAAUUCAACGGCAUUAAUAUCACGUCGUAAAGGUAGUUGUGGAAGUGGUAGUGGCGGCGGUAGUACUAGCAGUGAUGGUGUUACAAUUGUUCGAUCAAUAUCAGAUGCAAUUGAAUCUAAUUUAAAUAAAUAUUCAAGAUCAAUGAGAUCAAAUUGUUUUUUAAGACGUCCCGAAGUAUUAGAAACAGUUUAUAGUGUUGAAGAAGAUCCUGAACCACAACAAUCUGGUGCAUCUGGUACUGAUGUAGCUGAAAAACGUGAUAAAUUUCGUAAUAGAUCGGAAAAAGUUAUUGUUAAUUCAUUAGAAGGUCAAUUAUCUGAUAGUGGACAAUCAACAGGUGGUAAUACAAAAGCAGAACAAAAUAAUACAACAUCACCAUCAUCAAAUAAUGAAAUGCAACAACAACAACAGCAUCAACAAAAUCAUCAAGAUAAUCAUAAUAAUAUGAUGGCGAAUAAUCAACAGAGAAGAUAUAGUGCCAAUAUACCAAAUAUUAAUAAUUAUAAUAAUUUAGGUGAUAAUAAAAUUUUAGGUUCAAUAACAUCAUCAGUAUCAAAUAUACCAUUAUAUGCAUCAGCAAUGUGCAUUUAUCAUCAUAAUGAUAUUACAAAUGGUUCUACAAAUCAACAAUAUCAACAUCAUCAACAACAUUAUCAACACCAUCAUCAUCAUCAUCAGCAUCAGCAGCAGCAGCAGCAACAACAUAAUAAUAGUAGUAAUGAUGAUAGUCCAAUACAUGGAAAUUAUGUUAAACAAUCACAAGUAUCACAAGUAACAAAUUUUAAUCGUGUCAUGUCCAAUCAUAGAUCAGUUACAAAACCAAAAGAUGUCAAAUAUAAACGUAUUAAUAAAGCAAAAUCAAAAAGUUUAGAAGAAUUACGUGGCCGUUUAAGACAUUGGGUUGAAAAAGGUUCAACAACAUCAUUACAUAAUGAACAUCCAGCGGCAGCAGCUGUUGCUGCUGUUGCAUCAACAACAUUAAUUGGUAGCUUAAAUGGUAACCAAAUACCACAAACAGCACAAAGUUAUGCGUGACAAUUAAACUAUUAUAAAUCUUCUGGUGUAAAUCAGAUUAAUCGUAAUAGACAAGAUAUAUUUUCAACUGUUUCAUCACCAGCAUCAACACGUUGUGUAUCAACAAUUAAUUUAGAUAAAAAAUCGGAAAGAUUUAGUUUUUGAAAUCUUAGGAUUUUUUUAUUUGCAUUUUUUAAUGUGAUCAUUUUAUAUUUUAUAUUAAGAUUUUUAAAAUAAUUUCAUUUUAAGUUUAUUUUUGUAUGUAUAAAUGAUGCAUAAUAAUUAAGGCUUAAUUAAGGAUUUUGUAUUAUAUUAUGUAAAAUUUUUUUAUAUUAGAUGGUGUAUAUAAUUUUUAGGGUAACUGUACCAUUGAAUUUUUGAUCUGCUCGUUAAUUUUACAAUUUUAGUCUAUGAAAUUUUUUUUAAUAAUGAUUAAUUUUGACUUUUCACUUAGGUUUGCUUUAUAGCAUAUUUAAAUUUUAAAACUAUGCCUGAUUUAUUGAUAAUGUCACAGUGAAGCCUCUAUUUAAUGAACUCUUUGAAUAACGGAAAUUUCUAUUUAGCAAACAAUUUGUAGAUGGACAAUUUAAUUUUAUUUUGUUUUCAAAACUAUUUCCACUAUAAUAUCUCUGCUUAGGUUAAGAUUUAGGUUGACGCGGAUAUUCAAGGAUACAUUUAUGCCAAGUAAGCCCAUUGUGA